CUUUCGAAGAAAUAAACAAAAAUUGUUAGAAUCUCAUUCUUCCACCAGAGACCUAGUUGAGGUUCAGCUCUGAAUCCGCCGCCGUUGUUGUUACUGGUCACCACUCUCUCCAUCGCCGAAUCCAUUAGCAGCUGCGGUGAGAAAAAUGUCGCACUUUGGAAGAUCCGGUCCUCCCGAUAUCAGAGAUACCUACUCUCUCCUCGUCCUCAACAUCACUUUCCGUACUACAGCCGAUGAUCUCUACCCCCUUUUCGAUAAGUAUGGAAAGGUCGUCGAUGUCUUCAUCCCCCGAGACCGCAGGACUGGGGAUUCGCGAGGAUUUGCGUUUGUUCGAUAUAAGUAUGCGGAUGAAGCACAGAAGGCAAUUGAUAAGCUUGAUGGACGAAUGUUGGAUGGCAGAGAAAUUAUGGUUCAAUUUGCUAAGUAUGGUCCUAAUGCUGAGAAAAUUCGUAAAGGGAGAGUAAUGGAGUCAUCUUCGAAGACAAGGGGAAGGUCAAGAAGCCGCAGUCCACGUUCAAGGCACCGUGAUGACUAUAGGGAUAGGGAUUACAGGAGAAGAAGCCGCAGUAGAAGCCGUGAGAGAUAUGAUCGUGAUAGGCCCCACAGAAGUGAGAGAGAGCGCUAUCGCAGUAGGAGUCGUAGUGCUAGUCCUGACCGUAGUAAAGAUCGCCGGAGGGGAAGAGAUGAUGAUGAACGGCGUAGUGCUAGCCACUCUGAUAGAAGCAUGUCGCCCACCCGACAUUCCCCCGAUACUCAGAGAAGCAUAUCUCCACGUAGGACACCACCAUCUAGGGGUAGAAGCGACAAUGAACGCUCACCAAAGGGAGAUAAUGGCUCACCAGAUGAUAAACCAGUUGAUUCGCGUAGUCCAUCUCCGGCUAGAUCCGAUGCUGAUGAGUGAUCAUAUACAUGCCAUUGGAGAUAGUUUAUGGAGCUAAGACAUUGGAUCUUAGAAAUUGUCUUGAGGAUAUUUAUAAUGGAAACAAGCAUGGCAUCCCAUGGAGGGAUAUUUUGCACAAUUGUAUCUGCCUUUUUGUACAAGGACUGAUUGGAUAUCAAGAUAGACAUGUAGGAUUCUUCUCCUAAUUAGUUUAUGAGUUUUCUUUUUCUUUUUCUUUUUCUUUUUUAGAAUUCAAAGUAGUAUCUUUGUACUAUUUUACUUGCAAAAUAUGAGUCUUCUGAGUUUGAUUUUUACGUCCUUAGAUGUAUAAUGAUUAUGAAUUGAUUUUGCACUGUAUCGUCUUUUUGGAUCCCUAUUCUAUUCAUCCCAUAUUUUGUA
Messenger RNA from Cucumis melo (muskmelon), 1279 nucleotides. RefSeq names its product serine/arginine-rich splicing factor SC35-like. NCBI's taxonomy places the organism in Eukaryota, Viridiplantae, Streptophyta, Magnoliopsida, Cucurbitales, Cucurbitaceae. The record is from RefSeq and is a predicted model, not a curated record. The transcript has 8 exons. Gene Ontology annotation, molecular function: RNA binding. The coding region runs from base 146 to 901 and encodes 251 amino acids.